Trematosphaeria pertusa is the source of this 1206-nucleotide messenger RNA. RefSeq names its product Thioesterase/thiol ester dehydrase-isomerase. Gene Ontology annotation, cellular component: peroxisome. The transcript has 2 exons. The coding region runs from base 194 to 1171 and encodes 325 amino acids. NCBI's taxonomy places the organism in Eukaryota, Fungi, Ascomycota, Dothideomycetes, Pleosporales, Trematosphaeriaceae. The record is from RefSeq and is a predicted model, not a curated record.
AUUCUUCUGGGCACCAACUCACGAAGGGUAAAGCGUCGACUCUGCACCUCUUAGCAAGCUCCGAUUGAUAUCCUCGGUCGUUAUGUAGCUCUAUCGGCGUGUAUAUGUUCGUAAAGCUGCCGUUAUGCUUUAAGGCCUUUCUCGCUUCAAAUUUCCCUCGUCAUCCAUUGGCCCCCCAAGCGUACUCUACAGCAUGAUUGCAGACAAAGACAGACCCGUCAAGCGACCAGACGGUCGCUACGACAAUGUCGACUUCCGCAAAGCCGCGGGAUUCAAGCUCCCCACAGUCAAAGCGAGCUACCUCCGCCGAGAUGUCCUACUCUUCGCAAAUGCAAUAGGCUGCAUAAAAGACGAACUCCACUUCCUCUACGAGCUCCACCCAAACUUCUCCUGCUUCCCCACCUUCCCCAUCAACCUCCCCUUCAAGCAAACCGACCAAGACGUCUACGACUUCUUCAAGCGCGCCCUCGUCACCGAUGUACCCGGCGUGCCGUCGUUCGAUCCUAAGCGUAGCGUCGAUGGCGAGCGCGGGAUUGAAAUCCUGCAUCCGAUUCCGGUGUCGAGUGAGGGGCUGGACUUGGAAAUCAGCCCCGAGAUCGUUGGCGUGUAUGAUAAGGGUGGCAAUAUGAUCCAAGAGAUGGUGCAGAGCAUGCGCGAUGCAAAAACCGGGGUAGUGUAUGCGAAGAUGAGCAGCAAAGCGUUCGGCAUUGGGCAAGGCGGAUAUGGUGGCCCUCGUGGGCCUGACACAGUCUCCUACACCCCACCGAAGCGCGCCCCGGACGCCGUGCACGUGUUUCAAACUACGCCGGAAACAUGCCUUCUGUACCGGCUUUGCGGCGACUACAAUCCCAUCCACGCCGACGAUAAGUUUGCGCAGGAAGGUGGCUUCAAGGGCGCGUUUUUGCAGGGUUUGGGCACGUGGAAUAUUGCGGCUCAUGGGCUGUUGAGGGAGAUGGGUGGGAGUGAGGCGGGGAGGUUGAAGAGUUAUAAGGCAAGGUUUGCGAAUAUUGUGUAUCCAGGGGAUGCGCUGGAGACGCGGAUGUGGAGAGUUGGGGAGAAGGAUGGGGUGGAGGAGGUUAUUUUUCAGACGGUGGUAAAGAGUGAUGGGAGGGUGGCGUUGUCGAAUGGGUUUGCGGAGUUGUGGAAGAAGGAGGGGAAGAGUAAGCUGUAGUUCUUCUAUGCUGUAUGUACAAUUGAAUCUAUGGC